AUGUCAGAACAUAACGCGAAGGUCGCCUCUCUGGUCGCGCGCCUGAACGAGCCCAGCACAAGUGAGGCAGGCUCCUCGCGCACGCCCGCGACGGAAAUCGACGACGACGACAUCUUCGCCGAACUGGAGGCGGAAAUUGAGAACGACUCGAGCGCAGCGUUUCGCGAGCACGGCAUGGAGCAGCUCAAACGAGAGAUGGAACAGCUGCAGAAGAUGAAGAGCGUUGGGCAUGGUCAUUACAGGGAAGUGACGGAUGAGAAGGAAGUUGUCCAGCUAAGCGCGAAUGAGCCGCGCUGCGUGAUCCAUUUCUUCCACCACAAAUUCAAAAGGUGCGAGAUCAUGGAUAAGCACCUACAGAGGCUCGCGCCGAAGUAUUUCGGCACGCUCUUCAUCCGCGUCUUUGUCGAAAACGUUCCGUGGCUGGUUGAGCGGCUGGGUGUGAAGGUCCUCCCUUGUGUCAUGACCUUCAUUAACGGAACUUCCAAAGACCGGUUCAUCGGUUUCGAAGAUCUGGGCAACUCAGACGAGUUCGAGACGGCCACACUGGAGUGGAAGCUAAUCAACAGCGGUGUAGUCCAGAAAGAUGAGUCUUUCGGGCCAAGCGUCACAUACGGGACGAAGACGGCAGUGCGGCAGCACAUACGAAGCAGGGAUACCGAGGAUAACGAUUCUGAUUUCGAUUUGGACGAGUGA
This is a messenger RNA of Dichomitus squalens LYAD-421 SS1, 693 nucleotides long. Its product is annotated as GTPase inhibitor. The transcript has 5 exons. The record is from RefSeq and is a predicted model, not a curated record. Gene Ontology annotation, cellular component: cytoplasm. The coding region runs from base 1 to 693 and encodes 230 amino acids. Lineage: Eukaryota; Fungi; Basidiomycota; Agaricomycetes; Polyporales; Polyporaceae.